CCACAGCCAAGAAACCGAGGAAAUGACUAAUGCCUGCCAAAUGCUGCAACUUUGUCUGUCAGCCCAGCCAAAACAGUAAACUGUCUCAUAUUUCGAACAGAAACCGACUUUCAGGCGCUCUCGAUUCACUCUUCUGUCAUUUAACUCAGCACACCGUAGCUCAGCGCCUAAGACAAGCGCAAUUCCUUGCAUACCCCCGGAUUGGACCCCCGAACCAAGCCCUGGUCGUCGCCCGGAUCGAAAGAUCAAUUGGUGACCCACGAUGCCCGGCUCCGACGCGGGAAACCAGCAAUCCGAUGGGACUCAGCUUCCGUCCUUCUACUCUCCGCGUGCAGAUGCGCGUGCCACGUCGCACAGCGAUCAAGACGUUGAACAUGCCGAUUUCUCCCUUUCUGCCCCAGAAAACACCGCUUCUUCGACCAUUGAAGAUGAACCGAGCCCAUUUACGCAAGCGCCCACGCCAUUGACACAACCGCCACCGCCGUGCCUCCUCUCCCCCGCAUUUACACCGCCGUCAACACCGGGAACUGCGACGCCGAGAAGUACAGAGGCGGGUGUACCCCGUGAACCGCGUAGCAUUCCAGUCGACAGCUCAAUACCAACUGGAGGGUGUGGCACCAAGCAACCCCGGCUGCUCGAGACCUUGCCACAGGUCGAAUGCAUCGUGCGCGCGCGGAUACCUACGACCACGGGGGCUGAGAUGUUCCUGCAUCUCUACACGAACAAUGUGGACAACAAGGAACAUCUGGCCAUUGUGUUUGGAGGGAACAUUCGGAGCAAGUCCCUGGACGCCGUGAGGGAGGGCGAGACGGAGAUGGAUCGACUCGUGAGAGGCGCUUACACAGGGCGCCUGUUCCCCGGCAGGACAACCAGCGGCCUCUCAACACCCACGCCAGACGGCCCGACCAGCGCUUCGGAGGCAUCACAAGCGCCACCCCUGGUCAGGAUACACAGCGAAUGCUAUACCGGCGAGACAGUUUGGUCGGCGCGCUGCGAUUGUGGAGAGCAGCUUGACGAAGCGGCGAGGCUCAUGUCUCUGCCCGGCAAUAAAUCUGGGGGCAUUAUCAUUUACCUGAGGCAAGAGGGGCGUGGCAUCGGGUUGGGGGAGAAGCUCAAGGCGUACAAUCUCCAGGACCUGGGAUCCGAUACGGUCGAGGCAAACCUUCUUCUUCGCCAUCCGGCCGACGCCCGUAGUUACGGUCUGGCCACGGCCAUGCUGCUCGACCUUGGGCAGAAGGAGAUUCGACUCCUGACAAAUAAUCCAGACAAGAUCCGCGCCGUCGAAGGGCCCCACCGCGAGAUUGUCGUUAAGGAGAGAGUCCCCAUGGUACCCUUGUCGUGGAAGGGCAAGGGCGGUUUCAGAGCGCCAGAGGUUGAGGGUUAUUUGAAGACAAAGAUCGAGAAAAUGGGCCACAUGCUGGACUUAGCAAACCUACCGCAUUGAAGGAUCCAGGACUUAGUGAUGCCUUGUAAUCCAUCUGUAUUUGCCAUGGAUACCUUUUGCAUGGAUUUGGCGUUAGUCUAUUGGGCAUCUCGGCCUCCGCCGAGAAUAAGAGGAUCUACAUUCCUGGCGUUGGUGUGUCUGGGCUAGCACUAACAUUUAGAUUGUCGGGUUCGCUCUUGUUAUACGUUCGUGGACCAAAUCCCUUAAUGCUUCAAGGCCUUCUCAACAGCCAGCCCUAAUCAUGUACAUACCUCGCAGAUACUAGUAAAGAAUAGCAUCUUCGACGAUCA
This is a messenger RNA of Parathielavia appendiculata, 1734 nucleotides long. RefSeq names its product GTP cyclohydrolase II. The record is from RefSeq and is a predicted model, not a curated record. Lineage: Eukaryota; Fungi; Ascomycota; Sordariomycetes; Sordariales; Chaetomiaceae. Bases 263 to 1444 code for a protein of 393 amino acids. Gene Ontology annotation, biological process: riboflavin biosynthetic process. The transcript has 2 exons. Gene Ontology annotation, molecular function: GTP cyclohydrolase II activity.